Messenger RNA from Pyrus x bretschneideri (Chinese white pear), 1328 nucleotides. RefSeq lists its product as uncharacterized. The transcript has 4 exons. The coding region runs from base 473 to 1030 and encodes 185 amino acids. Lineage: Eukaryota; Viridiplantae; Streptophyta; Magnoliopsida; Rosales; Rosaceae. The record is from RefSeq and is a predicted model, not a curated record.
CUCUCUCUCUCUCUCUCUCAAGUGUGUAUAGUGAAUAGCGCAACUGUAAACAUAUGAUGCAGAAGCCGACGCAGAAGCAGAAGCAGAAGCAGUAGCCAUCCCCCCAAAACAAGGCCCUGAGGGCUGCCAUUGCCCUACCCAAAUAAGCUAUCUUUCGUGCUCGGAGCCUUUGCUUCUGGAUGCUAUAAAUCUAGUAAAAGGAAAGCAACUUUGAGAUCAUCUCGCUCUCUCUCCUCCUAGAUUCUCUCUCUUUAACACUGACCAUAAUUUAUAUCCUCUGACUUUUCCUCAGGAUUCUUCAUAGCUUCUUUCACCUUUUUGCUCCCACACCCCCUCCUUUAACUCCUAGUUUCUUCACAGCCAAUCUCCACACACCACCCCUUAAAUUUUCUUUCUUUCUUUCACCUUUGCAUUCAAAAUCCAAUCUUUCAAUUGGGUUCUUGCUAUUUUCUACAACUGACCCACAAACACAAUGGAUGACUAUUACAAGAGGAGUGGGCAGAUUCCGGCGUUUGGGGACUGGGAUUAUGCAAACGAACUGCCAAUCACUCAGUAUUUCGAGUGUGCAAGACAAGCUGGUUUGAUCAGAUUCAGCUCUUCCUCCGGCGAGAGUACUGAUCAUAUGCGCCCUGACUUGUAUGCUGUUCCUGUCGAUCACUUCAAGAAGCCUUCUUGCAACGUUGCUCCUCCUCGAAAGGCAACAGCAGCAGGAGGAGGAGGAGGUGGUGGUGGUGGGCGAGGGAGGGAAAAGCGAGGGCAGCGUGCGCAUGUUAUGGAGCAAAAGAGGCAGCAAUCGAAGGGGACAAAAGUCUGUGACGUGACGGAACCGCCAACUAAACCCUAUCACUAUCAACUCCAUGUUCAACAACCCAAUCGCACACACCUCCACCAUCACAAGAGCGACACCGUUUCAAGACCCAAGCCUAUCGACGAAGAUCUCUACAAGAUACCCCCUGAGCUCCUCCACACCACCAAGCGGAAGAAAAUGCUGGGAUUGUUUGCUUGCUUUGUGCCUGCUUGUGCUUCAUGAAGCAAGAGGUGUUUCAAAACUCAUAGGAAUUAGAAUGCCUAGAGACCAGAAAAACUCAAGUGCCUUGGCUAUCUUUAUAUGUGUUGUUUUCUUCAACAUGUGUUAAUUAUUGUUCUUGUAGCUAGCUAAGAUGGAACCAAGCUUAUGAAUGAGAUGAAAAUUAGAAGUUAGUGCCAAAUUGUGACACUCUUAUUUAAUUUUCCCCUCAUUUUUAACUUUGUUAUCUAUCUAUUUUGUAUUUAAGAAAUCAAAAUUUUCGAAAUUUCCGAGUUUAUCAAACAAACUAGCUUUUAAUCUA